Molecule: messenger RNA, 1233 nt
Organism: Drosophila biarmipes
Lineage: Eukaryota; Metazoa; Arthropoda; Insecta; Diptera; Drosophilidae
Exons: 6
Coding region: 246-1013 (255 amino acids)
Source: RefSeq, a predicted model, not a curated record
AGAUAUCCAGGCCUUUUUAGAAUUGCUUAUUAAGAAUAGAGUCACAAAAUUUAAAAUGGCAGUUGCUCAGUUACACAACAUACUAUAUCCGCCAUAUAGUAUUACCUUUGCAGGCCUGCUACAAGCUGCAAGGGAGUGUUCGAAGUGCAAAAUCAACCAAAAGUUUGAUGUUUUUCCCACAAAUUUAGAUGUGAAUCGAAACAAGCCACUCCAGAAACAGCCCCAGACCUAGAGCGUCUGUACAUAUGUUGCGUGAAAGCCCCCAACCGCGCCGGAAGAGUUUGAUAGGACCCACAUACAAGGUGACCAUUAUUAUGCUCGUCGUCGGGCAGAUUCAGGUCUCAGUGGCCAUGGAGAUCAAGCCCCUAAAGGACUUCCUGGCGGAACGCUACUACCUCAGCCUGGUCCAGUUCCUCAUCAGCUUCCUGUCCAUCCAGCUCUACGGUUUCUUCUACCACCUCAUCGUGAAGAAGCCCAUGUGGGUGCGGGUUUUGGCGGGCCUCUGGACGUACGAGGUGAACACCAUGUCGAUCAUGAAGCCCGCCAAACGAGCCCCGUACCUAAGCCUCAUCCUGUCAAUCUUCCUCACCUUCCUCAUGAUGGUCAUCAGUGUGAUAUACGGCAACAAGGCCGUCAAACACCAAAGAGGCCUCUUCACCAGCCGGAACAAGGUGAUCCUGUGGAGCGAGAGGAUAUUCGUGCUCACCUGCUUCGGCAUCAUAGUGUGCGCCGAGAUGAAGCGCGUUGCCAUAGAGUUUCCUACCCUGCUUCUAUACACCAUGAUCUCGAACGUGUUCGUCAUCAUCUUCGCCGCCUCGCUGCGAAAGCCCCAUUUCUAUCACCACGACUCGCACGGGGACUAUAUACUGAUCGGUCAGCUGUACUACCUCAACUUCUUCGCCCUGUACAUGAGCUACGUGUGGACGACGGCGUCCUUUCUGGAGCUGAUGGAAUGGGACGCGAACGUUGAGGGCAUAUUCAAGCACCUGUUCUAUCGGCAAGAAACCGAAUGAGCGGGACGCAGGCGCGGACUAUCGGAACAGCUGGGACGGACUGUUUACGCGGAACGAGCCUUCCACCUCUCAGUUGCUCGGUGUCUCGAUGUGUCGAUGGGACAAGUUUGUCUGGGUGGCGCGACUUCAGUCGUCUUGAUUCGAUUCGGAUUGCCGGAAAAUCGAUAUUCGCAAUUUAACCAUCGUCGCUGAAUGUAAAUAAAUGGCUUUGUCUGUGAAA